Molecule: messenger RNA, 2322 nt
Organism: Ostreobium quekettii
Lineage: Eukaryota; Viridiplantae; Chlorophyta; Ulvophyceae; Bryopsidales; Ostreobiaceae
Source: the annotation of a GenBank genome assembly
AUGAUCAAGCCAGGGAUGGACGCGGCAGAUGUUCACCGCAAGCUUCGCGAGCGCUUCGCGCGCGAAGCCGCCGCCGUCGCCAAACUCAAUGACCCGUACACGGUCACGCUGUUCGAUUCGGGCGCGGAUCUUGGCGGUGAUCUGUACAUGGCGUUCGAGUUUAUCCCCGGAUUGACCCUGCGCGAGUACAUCGCCAGGCACGGCGCGCUCGCGCCCGAACGCGUCGUCAAGAUCCUCCAGCAGGCGCUCUCAUCGCUCCGCGAGGCGCACGUUCACGGGUUGAUGCACCGUGAUAUCAAACCUGAAAACCUGAUGAUUUUCGACCACCUCGGGCAGAAGGACCAGAUCCGCGUGGUGGACUUUGGCAUCGCCAAGGCGUUCGAGGAUCAGGCGAACGCGCUCACCGCCGCUGGCCAGAUCGUGGGCACGCCUCGCUAUGUCUCGCCAGAGCGCGUCUAUCAAAAGGAUUUGAUGCCCGCGAGCGACCUCUACAGCCUCGGCGCGGUCGCUUAUUACCUGCUCGUCGGCGAGGAAGUUUACGCACAGACCAAGAGCCCGAUCGAGCUGAUCAAGCUCCACGCUUCGCCAGAUCCGAUCCUGUUGCCAGAGAGCAGCGGCGUCCCCAAGGGAUUGCGUGUGAUCAUCGAGAAGAUGCUCGCCAAGGAGCUCGGCGACCGUUAUGGCGCCGCGCAGCAGAUCAUCGACGACCUCGAGGAGUACGUCCUCGAAGAGAAGGUCGCCAGGCGCGCCGAGCAGAUGAUCUCGAGCGGGAUGAUCGCGCCCACGACGCCUGCGGUCUCCAUGGCCAAUGGUCGCCUCUCGCUCGAAGACGAGGACUCGUCCGCGAAGACCGAGGCGAUGGAGGCGAUCGUCGGACCGCAACUCGAUUCUCGCGUCAUAGGGCAGGACGAGUCGGUCGUGAUCGGUGAUGCUCCGCAGGAAGAUCCGACCGAAAUGGUCGAUAUCUCACCGGAUUUCCGCGACGCAUUGCGCCGCGGUGAGGACGUCGGUCAGGCCCUCCAGAGCCAGGCAUCUGGCGCGAUGCCUCGUCGCUCGUUGGCCGAACAAUCAUCCCCUCAACAAGCGCAGCCUCAGAAACCGAUCGAUAACUUCGUGCCGUUGCAGCCCAAUACGUUCUCGAUGGCUGCCGUGCGGCGAGAUGCUCCUCCUGCUGCUUCCGGCGGAACUGGCGGAGUUGGCGGAGCGGAACAUGCGGGCGGUUUGGCGCAGCGCACAUCGGAUAUCUCGUCGGCCAAGACCGAGGCCACGCCCGCUGUUCAGGUCCCACAAGCCAAACAAGAGAAGGCGUCUCCGUCAGACGGCAAAAAGAAGGAGAAGCCCCCGCUCGGGAAGUACCUCCUGAUCGCUGGCGUCGUGGGAUUCGUCCUGCUCUUGCUGAUGGAUACGGCGCCUCCUCCAGAACAACCUGCUGGCGAUGUGAAGGUUCUCGAGAACUAUUCGCCGUUCGAGCUCACCACAGCCGGAAUCGGGACCGUCGGCGCGCUGAUUUUGAUCGGGAAGGGCUCGGACAUCUUUGGCCACCCCGAGCCGAGCAUGGGGCCUCCAUCUCCAGAGAGUUUCGACUGGCGUGUUACUCAUUGGGUGAACCCCGAUCCCGAUCCCGAGAAGAAGUGGCUCAACGGUAUCCCGGACCUCGCUGGCUACGUGUUGCCUGCCGGAACGCUCGCGUUCUACGCCACGGGCAGCAUCGGGAGCGCGGUCAAUCCGAACUUCCCGCUCGGUUCACAAACGCACGAGCUGAUCGCGUUCACCGAGUCGUUCGCCUGGACCAUGGUCGCCGUCAACGGGAUGAAGUUGAUGGUUGGCCGGACGCGUCCUUUCGCGGUCAGACCGGAUGUCGACGCCGAAGCCUUUGGCGAGGAGGAGAAGGAGCAGUUUAUCUCCUUCCCGAGCGGCCACUCGGCUUCUGCGGCGGCCACCGCGUUCUUUCUCUUUCAUGACAUCUCGGACUACCUCGUCCACGAGGUCCUGGCCGAUAGUCGCCCCAUCGUGCGUUAUGGAUAUGGUUACGCACUCCCGCUUGCUGGCGCCAUCGGUGUCACGGGGACCGUGAUGUUUAGCCGUGUUCGUGACCAGAAGCACUGGCUCAGUGAUACGCUCGCGGGCGCGUUUAUCGGCGGCAGCCUGGCGACGAUUUUCUACACGAUGCAUUUUGACGAGAAAGGCAAUCCGCGCAGACGCCGCACGAUGCGAAGCGAUGCAGGCGUCGAGGAAGAGGAAGCCUCCAACAUGACCUUCCAUUUGACCCCGGUCAUGGCCCCGCGGGCGCCGAUGGGGCUCUCCUUCGGGAUGACUUUUUGA